AUGUUUGAUGGCACCACAUCUUUUGAUCAAUGGAAGAGAAAGAUGAAGAUGCACCUUGGUACCAUUCAUACCAAAGUGUGGAAUGUGACCAAUAAUGACUUUGUUAUCCUUGAUCCCGAUAAUCUCACUGACAAGGAUGAAAUCAACCAACAAUGCAAUAAUGCCGCUCUAAAUGCCAUAUAUCAAGGGAUUGAUUCAAAAGUGUUUGAACAAAUCAAAGAUCUUGAGAAAGCAAGUGAAGUGUGGCAAAGAUUGAUUGAGAUAUAUGAGGGCAACCAAAAUGUCAAGAGUGCCAAGUUGUACAUGCUCAAGGACAAGCUAUUCAACUUCAAGAUGGAAAAAGAUGAGUCCAUUCCAGAAAUGUUCUAUAGACUCCAAGUUAUAGUCAAUGAUCUUAAGAACCUUGGAGAGAAAGUGAAGGACGAGGACUUCUCACAUAAGUUCCUCAUGUGCUUGCCGAAGAGAUUCUCUACUUUGAGAAGAAUGAUCUUUAGAGAAGGAUUGAGCAAGGUGACUCCAAAUGAAGUGCUUGGUGACAUAAUGACCGAUGCUCAAUACAAUGAUGAUCUUAGUGAAGGAGAAGAGGACAAGAGGGAAAAGAAUGACAAGAAAGAGAAGAGUAUGGCAUUCAAGGCUUCAUCCUCCUCCAAGGGCAAGAGCAAGAAAGAAGAGUCAAGUGAGGAAGAAAUGGAUAGUGAUGACGAGGCUAUGGCACUUCUAGUCCGCAAGAUGGAUAAGUUCAUGAAGAAGAAGGGCUAUGGUGCAAGAAAGAGAAGAGACUUCACCAAAGAUAGUGAUGAUGAGAAGGAGUUGGAGGCCAUGAAGAAGGAUUUCGGUGGUGUUGCUAUUUCCAACAAACAAUCUCUCUUUGAUGAUGCUACAUCAACAUGCCUCAUGGCUAAGGCCACCAAGGUAACAUAUAAUGAUGAUGCAUGUGAUGAUGAUGACUCUUGUAGUGAUGAUGAUCAGGACCCUUCCAAGGAGGAGCUCAUGGACAUGUGGAUUGAUUCAAAAGUGUUUGAACAAAUCAAAGAUCUUGAGAAAGCAAGUGAAGUGUGGCAAAGAUUGAUUGAGAUAUAUGAGGGCAACCAAAAUGUCAAGAGUGCCAAGUUGUACAUGCUCAAGGACAAGCUAUUCAACUUCAAGAUGGAAAAAGAUGAGUCUAUUCCUGAAAUGUUCUAUAGACUCCAAGUUAUAGUCAAUGAUCUUAAGAACCUUGGAGAGAAAGUGAAGGACGAGGACUUCUCACAUAAGUUCCUCAUGUGCUUGCCAAAGAGAUUCUCUACUUUGAGAAGAAUGAUCUUUAGAGAAGGAUUGAGCAAGGUGACUCCAAAUGAAGUGCUUGGUGACAUAAUGACCGAUGCUCAAUACAAUGAUGAUCUUAGUGAAGGAGAAGAGGACAAGAGGGAAAAGAAUGACAAGAAAGAGAAGAGUAUGGCAUUCAAGGCUUCAUCCUCCUCCAAGGGCAAGAGCAAGAAAGAAGAGUCAAGUGAGGAAGAAAUGGAUAGUGAUGACGAGGCUAUGGCACUUCUAGUCCGCAAGAUGGAUAAGUUCAUGAAGAAGAAGGGCUAUGGUGCAAGAAAGAGAAGAGACUUCACCAAAGAUAGUGAUGAUGAGAAGGAGUUGGAGGCCAUGAAGAAGGAUUUCGGUGGUGUUGCUAUUUCCAACAAACAAUCUCUCUUUGAUGAUGCUACAUCAACAUGCCUCAUGGCUAAGGCCACCAAGCCCUUCAUCCACCACAACCGACUCAAGCUCAAGUAUGAGUGA
Sorghum bicolor (sorghum) is the source of this 1767-nucleotide messenger RNA. RefSeq names its product nucleolin-like. Bases 1 to 1767 code for a protein of 588 amino acids. The record is from RefSeq and is a predicted model, not a curated record. NCBI's taxonomy places the organism in Eukaryota, Viridiplantae, Streptophyta, Magnoliopsida, Poales, Poaceae. The transcript is spliced from 5 exons.